Molecule: messenger RNA, 455 nt
Organism: Meloidogyne enterolobii
Lineage: Eukaryota; Metazoa; Nematoda; Chromadorea; Rhabditida; Meloidogynidae
Source: the annotation of a GenBank genome assembly
CGAAAAUGCAUUUAAUGGAUUAUUCUCUGUUGCUUGGCAUUCAUGAUAUAGAAUUAGAACAACAAUUGCAGAAAGAACGUGUUGCAUCCUCAUCACCGGUGGAUGAUGAGUGUCCGGCUGGACUUGUUGCAGAACUUCAUCAGCAACAAUUGUCCGAUUUAGACUCUGGGGGUGAACAAAUUUCACCUCCUGAGAGUCCAAUACAUUCAGCUGGAGCAUUUACAACAAAUUCAGGGGGGUUAAAUUUGGAUGAUGAAUUUUUUGGCAUUCCGUCAAGCGAAGAAUCUCCUCGUAAACUUGUCUACUUUAUUGGUUUAGUUGACAUUCUGACUUAUUAUGGUGUAAAAAAGCGAACAGAAUCUGCAGCAAAAACUGUUAAAUAUGGUUCAGGAGCAGAGAAUACUUCAACUGUUAAGCCUGAACAAGUUUUUUUAAUGAAAGAUUUUUUUAUCUAA